AUGUCUUUCAUUUCAAAAGUGUUGUCUCGAAUUUGUCGUAGGGCGCCGCUGCGACCCCGUGUAUAUUCUAACCCUAACUUCAUUAGAAUCCCACCCGAACAGAAGGUGGAGGAGGAGACUUUGCCAGACUAUCUCCCAGCGCGUUACUACCCCGUGCAGAUCGGCGAAGUAUUUGCCGACCGGUAUCAAGUAGUUGGGAAGCUUGGCUUUGGUGCUACCUCGACAGUCUGGCUAGCACACGAUCUAAGCCAGGACGACCAUGUCACCCUCAAAGUCUUUAUACGCUCCCAGGCGCUUGUAAACGGGCCAGAUGGAGAACACUUAGUCCUCGCCCAUCCACCGCUAGGUGACAGCCUCGAGGUAGGCAUCCGUCGCAGUUCCCCCCGAAGGCUCCCCCCCUCGGGCCUACGCUAUAUUCUGAAAGACAUAUUCCUUGCCCUUGAUUAUUUGCAUGUCGAGUGUCAAAUCAUUCAUACCGAUAUUAAGGCUGAUAAUAUUAUGUUUCGCAUCACUGAUCCCUCUAUCUUAACCGACUUUGCGGAGCAAGAACUACAAGCUCCCUGCCCCCGCAAGGAGUUAGAAGGGAGGACUAUCUAUACAUCUCGGGCAUUUAAAUCCACGGGCAGGAUUGGCCCGCCAGUUCUAUGCGACUUUGGUGCUGCAGUAUUUGCAGACCGCGAGAACAUCGCCUGUGUACAGCCCCACGUCUACCGGGCACCUGAGGUGAUUCUAAAAUGCCAUUGGGAUCACAAGAUUGACAUCUGGAAUGUCGGGUGUAUGGCCUGGAAUCUGUUUGAGGGUGACUUAUUAUUCCAUGCCAUCGACCCGGAACAUCUCGAGUAUCGUAGGAGGGCCCAUCUCGCCGAAAUCAUUGGGGUAUUAGGGCUUCCGCCAAAGGAUCUCCUUUCACGGGGCCAGCUCACUAAUAAAUUCUUUUCGGAUCAAGGCACAUAUAUUGGAGGAAUUCAAUUACCGCCCCCAACACCGCUAGAGGAGCUAGAGGCACUUCUUUCUGGGGACGAAAGAAGACAAUUCCUGGAAUUCAUGCGGAAGAUGCUCCAGUGGGCUCCGGAGCAACGGAGUACUGCUAAUGAGCUGUGGUGCGACGACUGGCUACAAGAGAACAAAUAA
Metarhizium acridum CQMa 102 is the source of this 1131-nucleotide messenger RNA. NCBI's taxonomy places the organism in Eukaryota, Fungi, Ascomycota, Sordariomycetes, Hypocreales, Clavicipitaceae. The record is from RefSeq and is a predicted model, not a curated record.